This is a messenger RNA of Paramisgurnus dabryanus, 2148 nucleotides long. Lineage: Eukaryota; Metazoa; Chordata; Actinopteri; Cypriniformes; Cobitidae. The record is from RefSeq and is a predicted model, not a curated record.
CUUCUUGCUUUUGUUAUCGUUAUUAUUAUGAUUAAGAUUAUUAUUAUUACCGUCUCGUAGCGUGACUUUUAUUUUGACAUGUUUUGACGUGUCGUUGUUUUCGACUGUUCCGUAUUCACACUUUUAAACAUGGAGUCUAUUUUCCAUGAAAAACAAGAGGGCUCUCUGUGUGCACAGCAUUGUCUGAAUAAUCUUCUGCAGGGUGAAUAUUUCAGUCCUGUCGAGCUGUCGUCCAUCGCUCAUCAGCUGGAUGAAGAGGAGAGGAUGAGGAUGGCAGAAGGAGGCGUUCAGAGUGAAGAAUACAGAACAUUCCUUCAGCAACCGUCUGGAAACAUGGAUGAUAGCGGUUUCUUCUCUAUUCAGGUGAUCAGUAAUGCUCUGGGUGUUUGGGGAUUGGAGAUCAUUCUGUUCAACAGUAGAGAAUACCAGCAGUUAAACAUCAAUCCAAUAAAUGAAAAGGCUUUUAUAUGUAAUUAUAAAGAGCAUUGGUUUACAGUACGUAAACUGGGACAGCAGUGGUUUAAUCUAAACUCACUGCUGACGGGACCAGAGCUGAUAUCAGACACUUAUUUGGCACUUUUCUUAGCACAACUACAGCAAGAAGGAUAUUCCAUAUUUGUGAUUCAAGGAAACUUGCCGGAUUGUGAAGCUGAUCAGAUUUUGGGUAUCAUGCGAGUCGAGCAGCAGCAGCGACCAAAGCUUAUCGGAGAAGAUGAAGCCAACAGGAUGUCCGUAGAGCAGCAUGUUUCAGAUCCUGGACACAGCACUGAUGAAGCUCUGCUGGAUGAGGAUGAGGAGGAACUGAGGAAGGCUCUGGCUCUUAGCAGACAGGACAUGGAGGUUGAGGACGAGGAGGCCGAUCUACGCAGAGCAAUUCAACUCAGCAUGCAGGGUAGUAGCAAACCCAGAAGCCCAGGUGAGAUGAAUGCUGUGAUGGUGGCAUCCAGUGCAUCAGAAAGUAGCGAUAAAGAGACACUGACGGCAGAUGAGUUACGCAGGAGAAGACAGGCGUACUUUGACAGACAGUCGCAACAACAAACUCAAUCCAGCACUCAUGACAGUAAGCCUGCAGGUGAGGACAGUGGGACCAAAGCCAGCCAGAGCCAGUGAGAGCCAGAGACGUUUCUGGGUUUAUGGGAAUCAGCAGGACCCCAGGAUGAUGUCUAAUAUCUUAAUAUAAGGACAUUAGUCUAGCUUUCCUUUACCUCUGUGAUUUAAAUGAGGUCAAAGUGUUUACCCUGGUACAUUCCUCUUCUUCAGACACAUAUGUUGUUAUGGCCUUCAGUCUGUUUUUCUCCCUGACGUUCAUCAUGAGAACGCAGUAGAUGGACGGAGAUUAAAGCGGAGACUUCUGAAGCUGACGUUGCUCUUGCAUUUUGGGACCUUAGCAGUUUUCUGGGUGCACUGGACUCUUCACGCUUCCUCUGAGGAUUGUAGUGAAUUGCUCAUCUGUUGGUCUCGUGGCUUAACUAUGAUCUGAUGUUAUUUAGAGAGAGGAACAAUGUGUGUUUCAUUCUGUACAGAUGCAUAAAGAUGAACGCUGGCCAAAUCUGUAAGAAAUAAAGAAAUCCUUUUGCCCCUUUGAGAGAGAAGAGAGGCCAGAAUCUCUUAUGUCCUUAUUGACUGUCUGUGUUUAAAACAAUAAGACGCUGACGAAGAGAAGUCGGUUAUUGACCCACACAUUUACUGCAGUCCAAACACAGUAACCGAUGACAUCACGUGUGUGUGUGUGUGUGCGUGUGUGUGUGUGAAUCAUGUCAUCAUCAUCACAAGUGUCCAAUGUAGAUUCAGAGAUCCCAUUGUUUAUCUUUUUAUUGUUGAUUUUGUCACACAUUUAUUUGAACUGUCUUUGUUUGACACAGUAUUGUGAUUUAUAUUGAUGAUUUCUGAUGUUUGGUGAUGGAACAGUGCCGAAGUUUUAAUAUAUUUUCUUUCUUAACAUUUAGCAAUACUUUUUAAGUGAUUUAGUAAUCAUGCACCAAUUGUGGCAUUUUUUGAUUCUUAAAUAAAAACUUUUGCUUUUCCCCUUGAAGGGGUUUUUCUUUUCUCUCCUCCUUGCACCUGUCUGUUGCGAUUGAUGCCAGAGAUAUGAAAACCUCUCGAAAGUUCAAAAGAGACUAAAGAUAAUCUGUCAGCAAAUGUUUAAAU